UAUGUCCCCACUCCCAAUGGAAAUUUUUUCCCAAAGGUUUUAAGAUUCAGAUUUAGAUCCUAAAUUGGUGAAAAAAAACUGAAGGAAAAAAAGUAUUGUACCCUUCAGAUUUUGUGUUUUUGUUUUUAUGUUUAUAUUAGAAAGUCAGAACAGUCUAUUCUUUCAACAGUUUCCCAAAUUUAUUUUAUUUAUUGUUUUUAUCUUAAAUUCUUCUUUAAGAGAUAACUCAAUCAUUCUAUUUUUUUUUUUGCUUUCUUUUUUGGCAAUGUUACCUCAGAGAAUGUUCAACUCUAAUGUUUUGAAGACCAUAUAUGUUUUUUAGGAUCAAUUUUAGUCUUAAGGUUUUGUUUUUUGUUUCGUUGUUAUAGAAUUGAUGGUGAUGACAUAGAUGACAAAUUUCACUCACCCCAUUUUUCAAUGCUUGCUUUGUGUUUGUGAAAUUGUGUGUUAGAGUGACUCUCACCAUAUCUCAAAAUUCAAGACAAAUUUGGUGUAGAGUUUGUUCAUUUGAGUAUAGAAAUUAGUGAAAAGACUCUUCUUUCAUCUGGGUUUUCACUUUUCAGCUUAGUUUGGUGUAAUUGAGUUCUGGGGUUUUUGGGGUUUAUUUUUAUUUUUUUUGGGAAAUGAAAUUAAACAUAUAGGGUUGUAUUGUUGGCUGAUUCUGUGGUUAUAGAAAAUGGGAUCUCAUGGUGGAGCAAUCCAAGCGCCAAAGGCAGGACCUUUGGCUAGAGAAGGAUCUUUGUACAAUCUCACAUUUGAUGAGGUGCAAAAUCAGCUUGGAAAUUUAGGGAAACCCUUAGGAAGCAUGAAUCUAGAUGAGUUACUCAAGAGUUUGUGGACAUCUGAAGCUGCUCAAGCUUCUGGAUUGGAUUCUGGUGCUACUGAUGCUUACAUGCAACAAGGUCAACUAGCUUCUGGGUCGUCUAUGAAUCCGCCGGCACUUUCCGGCGAUCUUAGCAAGAAGACUAUUGAUGAGGUUUGGAGAGACAUGCAACAGAAGAAGAGUAGUAGUCAAGAUAGAAGAACAGCUACACUAGGUGAGAUGACUUUGGAAGAUUUCUUGAUGAAAGCUGGUGUGGCUACUACUGAAUCUUUUCCAACAGAGGAUAAUGCUAUUUCAGGAAGGGUUGAUUCUCAACAACAACAACAACACAAUACAUCUCAACAGGGUCAUUGGAUGCAGUUCCAAAUCCCUCCGGUGCAACAAUCACAACCACAACAACAGCAUCAGCAUCAGCAUCAAAAUCAUCAGAAUAAUAUGAUGCCUGGUUUUGCAAGCUAUAUGGCUAGUCAUGUGGUUCAACAGCCUGUUUUGGAUGCAGGAUACAAUGAUGCAAUGGUGAGUAUAUCGCCGUCUUCUUUAAUGGCCACUUCAUCGGAUACACAAACUCAAGGUAGGAAAAGGGUUGCCUCUGGUGUUGUGGUUGAGAAAACUGUGGAGAGGAGGCAGAAGAGGAUGAUUAAAAAUAGGGAAUCUGCCGCUCGGUCGCGGGCUAGAAAACAGGCUUACACACAAGAACUGGAGAUCAAAGUUUCACAUUUAGAAGAAGAAAAUGAAAGGCUUAAAAGACUACAUGAGAUGGAGAGAGUAUUGCCAAGUAUGCCACCACCAGAUCCUAAGCAUCAGCUUCGCAGAACUAGCUCAGCUCCCUUUUGACGGCUUUAUUGCAAAUGAGUUCCUAGCGAAAUUUUCCACGCACUCCCAUAGUUCUUUCUUAUCUGCAACAUAUAUUUGAACACUCGAGUUUCCAACAAUCAGGAAAGCUAUUUUUUUCAGGGAAAUGCGACGAUAUGAAUCGCCGGCGUGCCCUCUUCAAAAGUGUUUUCCUGUAUGUACAUUUUAUAAGCCAGACUUUCAAUUUACCCAGUUCUAUAUAUAUGCUUUAGUGUAAUUUUGAACAGAACACUUUGUGGCUUUAUUACCAAUUUUGAUGGUCCUGUGGUAUGUGUGGUGAGUGCAACUAUCAAUCAUUGCCCUUGUUGCAUGUGCUUAAACUAGCAAUAGAAAAAUUGGUUUAAAUUACUUCAUGAGGAAUGUAUUUUGCCUGCUAAAUGAAUGUUGUAUCACAUUUCCCAUGGUUACUUUUGGCGAGGGUUUAAAUAACUUUUUCGUCCAUGAAAAUAUAUCAGUAUUUGCUUUUAGUAAUGAUUUUUUUUUAUCGGUAGACAGAAUGGUAAUAGUUUAUAGAAACUCACAAAAUUAUGAUGACAUAGGUUUGAAUCUGGGUGUUAGUGUCUAAACUAACAAGCUGAAUUUAGACUUCAAAACAAUGUUGAAUUUGUUUUACUCUUUGAAACUCUGGAAAUUAUGUACUUUUUCUAUAACUUAUGAUUAGUCGUUUUUACCAAGAUGUAGUAGUGACUAGUGACACAGUCACACAGCAAUCCAAUUAUGCACAAGUAAAGAAUGAACAGCAUUGUCAAUUACAAAGGAAACGACUCUCAUCUAAGUCAUAAAUAGCUUUUAAAUCUAGGAGCCCAAAAUUGGUGAGGGCAUGUCAGAACUUGGAAUGUACACUCAAAAUGUUUGACCAGGACUUUUAAUUUCUUAGUUUUUUUUUCUUCCUUUCAAAAUCUUGAUGACACUCAAAUGUUUGACUAAGACUUCUAAUUUCCAAGUUUUUUUUUCUUCCUUUCAAAUUCUUGAUGACAGAUAAGUCCAUACCAAACA
Messenger RNA from Vicia villosa (hairy vetch), 2671 nucleotides. RefSeq names its product ABSCISIC ACID-INSENSITIVE 5-like protein 2. Gene Ontology annotation, molecular function: DNA-binding transcription factor activity. The transcript is spliced from 3 exons. Gene Ontology annotation, biological process: positive regulation of DNA-templated transcription. The record is from RefSeq and is a predicted model, not a curated record. Gene Ontology annotation, cellular component: nucleus. Bases 677 to 1657 code for a protein of 326 amino acids. Lineage: Eukaryota; Viridiplantae; Streptophyta; Magnoliopsida; Fabales; Fabaceae.